Messenger RNA from Cottoperca gobio, 2098 nucleotides. RefSeq names its product serine/threonine-protein kinase Nek1-like. Gene Ontology annotation, molecular function: protein kinase activity; ATP binding. Gene Ontology annotation, biological process: protein phosphorylation. NCBI's taxonomy places the organism in Eukaryota, Metazoa, Chordata, Actinopteri, Perciformes, Bovichtidae. The record is from RefSeq and is a predicted model, not a curated record.
GUUUGAUAGAGAGCGCGAGGGAGUAGCACGACAGCAGGUCCUCUGUGAGACAGCAGCAGAGAGAAAGACUCAUGACCCGGCAUGAGGAGCCCGUCCUUCCACUGACAUGGAGAAGUACGAGAAGGUGAAGAAAAUUGGGGAAGGUUCAUUUGGAAAGGCCAUCCUUGUCAAAUCCAAAGAGGAUGGACACCAAUAUGUCAUUAAGGAGAUCGGCAUAUCUGCAAUGUCGAGUAAAGAGACGCAGGAAUCUCGGAAGGAGGUCGCUGUUCUCGCCAACAUGAGUCACCCCAACAUCGUGCAGUACAAGGAGUCCUUUGAAGAGGGCGGCUGCCUCUACAUUGUGAUGGAUUACUGCGAGGGCGGAGACCUCUUCAAGAAGAUCAACUCUCAGAAAGGAGUUCUGUUCUCAGAAGAGCAAAUCAUGGAUUGGUUCGUGCAGAUCUGCCUGGCACUGAAACAUGUGCACGAUCAGAAGAUCCUCCACAGGGACAUCAAGUCGCAGAACAUCUUUCUGACUAAAGACGGGACCGUGCAGCUCGGAGACUUUGGAAUUGCUCGAGUGCUGAACAGCACCGUAGAACUGGCCAGAACAUGUAUCGGCACACCGUAUUACCUGUCCCCAGAGAUCUGCGAAAACAAACCGUACAACAACAAAAGUGAUAUUUGGGCCCUGGGGUGUGUCCUGUAUGAAAUGUGCACUCUUAAGCAUGCAUUUGAGGCUGGCAACAUGAAAAACCUCGUUCUGAAGAUCAUCCGCGGCUCGUACCCCCCCGUGUCUGUCCACUACUCCCAGGAGCUGCGCUCCCUCCUGGGCCUGCUGUUCAAACGCAGCCCGAGAGAGAGACCGUCAGUCAGCAGCAUCCUGGACAAACCUUUCCUCACCUGCAGGAUCGAGAGGUUCCUCACACCACAGAUCAUUGCUCAGGAAUUUCGCCAUAACUUUCUUCACAAGCAGCCUAAAGUGUGUAUGGCGCAGGGACCAGCAGCAAAGCGUCCGACACCUGGCUCCAUCCCGCUCGCCCCCGCUCACAGGAUUACUAAACCAGCCAGCAAAUACGGAGUGCCUUUAACCGCGAGGAGGCCGCCGGACGCUGUGAGGAAACCUGCCGAGAGGAGACCGGCUGUGAAGCCUAGAGCGGCCCCCCCCCCAGCAGCCCCCCACAGAAGAGUGAGUCAAGUGGAGGAAGAGAGGAGAAAACAUGAGGACGGCAUGAGGAAGAAGAGGAUGGAGCUGAUAGAGAAGGAACGGAAACAGAGAGAGCAGGUGUUCCUGUUUAAAGCAGAGCAGAUGAAGAGAUAUGAAAAGGAAAAGAUCAACCGCAUCAACCAGGCGCGAGAACAAGGCUGGAAGCACGUGUUGAGUUCCAGUGGAGGCAGCAGCCCGGAGAGGAAGUGUUUUGUAGGAGGGGGGAACAGGGCCGUCCCGUGCUCUGCUCAGGGUCCCACUGCAGCUCAACUCUACAGUAAAACCCCGUAUGAACAUUACCACGCUGCUCUGGACCUAAUGUCCAAACCUCAGGCGAGAGGGAGCAGAGAGGGAUUCCCCGCAGCCCCGGGCAGCCCGCUUCUAGAUGUGAAGCUUCUAGACGUGAAGCUUCUAGACGUGAAGCUUCUAGACGUGAAGCUUCUAGACGUGAAGCUUCUAGAUGUGAAGCUGAAGCUUCUAGACCUUCUAGAUGUGAAGCUGAAGCUUCUAGACGUGAAGCUGAAGCUUCUAGACGUGAAGCUUCUAGAUGUGAAGCUUCUAGACGUGACGCUUCUAGAUGUGAAGCUUCUAGAUGUGAAGCUGAAGCUUCUAGACGUGAAGCUUCUAGACGUGAAGCUUCUAGAUGUGAAGCUGAAGCCUCUAGACGUGAAGCUGAGGCUUCUAGACGUAAAGCUUCUAGACGUGAAGCUUCUAGACGUGAAGCUUCUAGAUGUGAAGCUUCUAGACGUGAAGCUUCUAGAUGUGAAGCUUCUAGACGUGAAGCUUCUAGAUGUGAAACUUCAAAAACAUGUGAAGCUUCUAGACGUGAAGCUUCUAGAUGUGAAGCUUCUAGACGUGAAGCUUCUAGAUGUGAAGCUGAAGCUUCUAGACGUGAAGCUUCUAGAUGUGUAG